This is a messenger RNA of Portunus trituberculatus (swimming crab), 2507 nucleotides long. RefSeq names its product regulator of G-protein signaling 2-like. The record is from RefSeq and is a predicted model, not a curated record. The transcript has 6 exons. Lineage: Eukaryota; Metazoa; Arthropoda; Malacostraca; Decapoda; Portunidae. Bases 222 to 1376 code for a protein of 384 amino acids.
GGAUAAAAAGAUAACGAAACACGGACUCCUGAAGGACAAGGAAAGCAAGGCAAAUCAGCCGCCACGAGUGAGAAGUGAACGUGAGUUGAAGGAACAGUCACGUGACCGCCAAGGAAACAAAUCACAAGAAUCACCGCGCGAGCAAGAGGAACACAGAGGCGCGGCACAGGAAGGCCAGGGAAACAGGGCAGGCAGGGCAAGCAGGAUCGCUAGGGGUCAUCAUGUCCCUGCGUAAGUCCCUCCGUCGCAGCCUACGCUCCAGUCACAAGGUGAAGUCCUCCGACGAGGCCCAAGUGAAGGGGGACGCCGCAGUCCCCGCUAAGGCCUCCACCAAUGAGCGCACAAGGAGGAGCGACGCCUACCUGACCGUGGAUGACGUGGCUGUUCCCUCCGGAGGGGUGACCCUGGAGGCAGCCAAUAGCAGCUUUGAGAGCCAUGAUGACGUGGUCGCCGCGGGGGCCUACCAAAGCUCCGGCAGCGAAGAGGACCUGCCGGGGGAGCGGCAGGACGAGGCAGCCUGCCCGGACAGCGCGCUCUAUGAGUUCAUUUUUCGUGCCUGCGCCCUCAUGGCGCUUGAGAACGAUGAGUUUAAGCAGCUAAUUGAGCAGCAGCAGCCGCCCCCUCCCCCGCCCCCACCCCCGCCCCAUCCCUCACACCAACAGCGGCCUUCACUGGAGGAUAAGAGGGACGAUGAGGAGGAGGAUGACGAUGACGAUGAGGAGGAAGGGGCGGUGCUGGGAGCAGAAGGAGGAAGGAAAAAGAAGAAAAAGGGCUCGUCGGCAGUCUCGGAUGAGGAUGAGGGCGGCGUCAGAAAGAAGCUGAACGAUAUGAGACUCCGGCUGAGUUGGUUGCGUCGCCGGGGAGACUCCCAGGGCAGCGUGAGACCAAUGCCGGAAGAAGUACAAGGAUGGGCUGAGAGUUUCCACAACCUUAUGGCAUCUAAAUCUGCACGUGUUGGAGGGGCGUGGCACUUAACUGGACCUCAGCCCAGGCUCUCCCCCAUCUAUGUAGUGCCAGAUGGACAGGCGCUGUUCAAGGCCUUCCUUCAACGAGAAUUCAGUGAAGAGAACGUGGAAUUUUGGCUUGCCGUCGAGGAUUUCAAGAAGACUCGAGCAGCUAAGAUGCCCUCCAAAGCUUCCAAGAUCCACUCCGACUACGUGGCGGUCCAGGCUCCCAAAGAGAUCAACCUGGACCCUGGCACACGCGCCCAGAUCGCCAAGUCCCUUGACUGCCCCGACAAGUACAUUUUCGACGCAGCGCAGAAGAGGGUUCAGGCGCUCAUGGAAUCUGACGCGUACCUUCGCUUCCUCCAGUCUGAGCUGUACAAGGAACUGCUGCACCCGGACUCCUCGCUCUCUAACCCUGAGGCGUUAUAGGCCCCGAGGACCCGCGUGCUGGCCGGGAGGCCCCCCUCUCUCUUCCUUCCUUGCCCCUCCCUCCCUCCCGCCACUCAAAAGAUGACAUGCUGUGAGAUUGUUGACUUAUGAUGUAUUUAAUAAUUUAUGAUAGAUUUUUGUAUUUAUUACGCGGUGAAGUAUUCUUGUACGGGGAGGCUUUAUGUAAAGUUGACGGAAAAAUCCUGAGACUGCUUUGUGUGAUCCUGAGCUUCCCGGCGCCGUGGUGGGGCGCGCGAUGGCGGCGCAACCAGAGUCCCUCCCCCUGCCCCGCUGGCCGGGCACUGUGCCCCUGUGCGCGUGCCAGGCCAGCCCCUCCCCUUUCCCCCUCGGCUGCCUCGCGGCCACCCUGACUGUGAUACCUCUGCCGGGCCGUCGCCCGCACCGCCUAGUCACGCCGCCUUGCCGCCGCCACCUCCUUUACCAAAGACUUUUAUAAGGAGUAGGAAAGGAGCUUUGAUGUGUAAAAUAUAUGGUAUAUUUUGUAGUGGUUGAGGAUGUUACCUUGUUGUACAAGCCAGACUGUAAAUGCGUAUUUUCCGCAUGACCCAGGGCCGCGCCCUCCACCCGCUGCCCGGCGCCCGUCAACACUUCAUCUCAGUUUCAUGAGAGCCAGUGUCGUGCGUAAUACGCACUCCACCCCAGCGGCGGAGCUCCUGCGGCCCCGCUCGCUUGUCACAGUAUUUAUAUAUUAAGUUAUUUAUAAUACCUUUAGUAGCCCAAGAUGGCCUCUGUAACCCUUCGGGGGAGGCAUGUGGGCGUGAGGGUGGGAGGGGCGGCGAAUCCCGCCGCCCCUCCCCGCCACAACUCUGCCACAUUCCACAGACGGACCCUGACGCCCGUAGAGUAGCGGUACUUAGUCACAUUUUAAUGUAUUCCCCGUGGUGUAGGAAGCCUCAUUCACCUGAGAAAACUCACUCAUUCGCCUCAUUCAUCUCGCCUCCUGCACCCUCCCCACACCCUCACCCUCGCCGGCGGGAGCCCCGCGCCCUGCCUCAUCUAGUCCUCACAUGUACAUAGCAUCCCUCUCCUGUACAAAUCUUGUCAGUUAGCGAUAAGUGACAUAGUCUGCUUAAGUGAUCCAAGUGAAAUAUAUACGGAAAACAAAAAAUA